AUCUUGCAAGUCAGCCUCACAGCCUGAGCAGCUAGAAGGAUCAUCAAGCAGUUCAGUCUGAGCCGCGUUUCGGUUUCGCGUCCUGAUAUCGUUGUUUCGAUGCGUCUGGAACCGCGAUUCGGGCCUCGUUAUAGGACUCUUUCAACAACGACAUUCCAUGAAGGCGUUUUCGCUCUGAGCUAGACUGAAAGCUUUCCAAGUGAAGUCGUCAGUCUGAUUAGUAGCUCUCAAAUCGCGAUUUAAUCCAUGGCAAGCGUCGCGAGUCCUCACACGUUAUUCUCAAAUCCCGGACCGUCGUCCCUACCCGCAGCAAGCCUAGGCGCACCAGCGAUGACAACCAAUGGGAAACUGCCAAGUCACGGUGGGCCUGAUUCGGCUGACGACAGGAGGUCGUCGGUUCCGCAGCAGCUAUCCUCGGAAGAACUGGCUGCUCAGUUGCUGGACGAGCUAUUCGGGUCUGACGACGACUCGGAUGACGCCAUGGGGACAGCACUGCACACAACAGGAGGCGAUUUGACCUUCGGCGAAGAUGUCGCCGUGGACGAGUCUUUCCUUCAGGGGCUCCGGGAAGAUCUUGAUCGAUUCAAAGACCAUGAGGUCGUAUCAAACAUCCUGGGUCAAGGCAGCGACCUGCGGGAGUUUGCGCGGGAGGUGGAGGAGAAGCUGAGGCAGGUGGAGCUGGAGUCGAUCCAGGACUACAUGAAGGAGAGCGACAACCUGCUGGCGCUGCACGCGCAGAUCAAGGACUGUGACUUCGUGCUCACGCACAUGGAGUCCCUGUUGGGCGGCUUCCAGGCGGACCUAGGGGCGGUGAGUGCGGAGAUCAAGGACCUUCAAGAGCGCUCCAUGGGAAUGGCACAGCGGCUCCGGAACAGACGGGCAGCAGAGGGGCGUCUGGGACGGUUUGUGGAGGAGAUGGCAGUGAGUCCGGAUCUGAUAGACACAGUGGUGGAUGGGGAGGUGGGCGAGGGGUACAUCCGCGCCCUGCAGGCGCUGAACCGCAAGCUGCACUUUGUGGCAGAGGAGCCGAGUGCCCGGUCGUCCACUGCCAUGCGGGAUGUGCAGCCAGAGCUGGACAGGCUCCGAGUGAAGGCUGUUAUCAAGGGGAGGGAGUAUCUGAUGCAGAAGAUCUACGCCCUCCGAAAGCCCAAGACCAACAUCCACAUUCUGCAGCAAAACGUGCUUCUCAAAUAUAAGUACCUUGCAGUUUUUUUAAAGGAGCAUGGGCGGGUGGUGUACACUGAAGUCAAUAACGCGUACAUUGACAUAAUGAGCAAGGUCUUGUCUCUCCAUCUGCGCACCUACAUCUCCUCCUUGGAGAAGCUUCAGCUUGACAUCGUGUCGCGCACAGACCUGAUUGGAGUGGACGAUAGCAACAAGCUCGCACAGACCAUCUUUGGUCGCGCGGGAAGGGACCUCAAGAACCGAUCAGCAGUCUUCUCAUUAGGCAGCAGAGACCAGGUGCUAAGUGAUGUGGAGGAGCCGGCCAUCAUCCCACACAUUGCAGAGGCGGACAAGAACAAGCACCCCUACGAGGUGCUGUUCCGGUCACUGCACAAGCUGCUCAUCGACACGGCCACGUCAGAGUUUCUUUUCUGCAAGGAAUUCUUUGGGGACGACUCGACCUUCCAUGCAGUCUUUGCAGGUCCCUUUGCUGUGAUCGAUGAGCACUUCGCAGCUGUGCUGCCCAACUGCUACGACGCCAUUGGGCUGCUGCUGAUGAUCAGGAUGACGAGGCAAUUCCAGGACAUCAUGAAAGCAAGGAAGGUCAACUGCUUGGAUCAGUACUUUGACAAGGUGAACCUGCUCCUCUGGCCGCGGUUCAAGCUCGUGUUUGACCUUCAUCUAGGCAGUCUACGCCAGGCGAACCCGCGCGCGCUGUGGGAGCAGGACGUGCACCCGCACUACGUGGCGCGGCGGUACGCGGAGUUUGCAGCGUCGCUCAUGACGCUCAACACGGCCCACGGCGACGGCCAGCUCGAGCUCAACCUGGACCGGCUGCGGAGUGCCGUGGACCACCUGCUGGUGGAGAUCUCAAGGCUGUUUCCGAAGCCCAAGCAGCGCACAGUGUUUCUGAUCAACAACUACGACCUCAUUCUGGCUGUGCUCAAGGAGGCGGGGGUGGAGGAGGGCCGGACUCAGCGCCACUUUGCAGAGCUGCUGAGCUCGUUCUCAACCAUCUUCGUGGAGGAGGAGCUACACGAGUACUUCAGGGGACUUGUGGACUUUGUCAAGAAGAGAACAGGCACUGGCGAUGAGACAGCAGACGCAGUGGCAGCUCGCAGCAGCAGUGGCAGCACAGGGGGGCACAAGGUGGUCGCUGCACCCAUCACAGCUAAAGAGGUGGAGCCUCACCUCAAGGACUUCGCUGUCCGAUGGAAGGCCACCAUCGAUCUGAUCCACAAGGACAUCAUCACCAACUUCAGCAACUUCGUGUGUGGAAUGGACAUCCUCAGAGCUGCCCUCACGCAACUACUGCUCUACUACACCCGCCUUUCCGACUGCCUCAAGCGAGUGGAAGGAGGAGCCUCGUUAAUGAAGGACGUGGUCUCCAUACCGUCCAUAAUGUACGAGAUUCGCAAGUACAGCCUCACGUUCUGACACCCGGCCGAUUGCCUCUUACAUACAGCCAUCUUUGUUUAACCCACGGCAACUGCUCUCUGUGGCAUCCUAUCAAUACCUUCCAUCAUGUGCGAGAUGCAUAAAUACAGAUUCGUCGUCUUAGAUUCUUCGUCAAGCGUUGUCGACUACUAUUAGAGCUCUGAGUAUUCAGAUUAUUCGUCCAAUUUCAAGAGUUGUUUGUGGUUUCUUGUAUUCACUAUCUAUGCCAACUCUAGGCCACAACUCACCAUUGCAGGUAAUUUCCAGUGUAGUAUGAUUUGUUUGUAUGUCUGCCG
Molecule: messenger RNA, 2897 nt
Organism: Closterium sp. NIES-67
Lineage: Eukaryota; Viridiplantae; Streptophyta; Zygnematophyceae; Desmidiales; Closteriaceae
Source: the annotation of a GenBank genome assembly